GCUUUCUCUCUCUCCCUUCCUCUUCCGCACUCUAUUUCUCACUCGCGCAAUUUCUACAUGUCUCUGUCGCUACGGCAACCAAUGCUUUUCCCCACUUCCAGGCGCUCUGCCUCUCUCCCACUCCCUUCUUCAGUGGCAUGAGAGAUGAUCGGAGCGGCAAGGAGUCAGUGAACAGGCUGAAGCGAUGGAGCGAUGAUGACAGGAAGUGGGAGGAGUUGGGUGAAAUGCAGAUGCCAGUCACGGCGCAGGCCAGCACCACUCAGCUGUGGGCAGUGGACUGGGGUCCCACGCAGCCCCUGGAGGACGAAACCCAUCACUUGCUGUCCAGUCUGGAGACGGAGGGUUUGAGGGUGACUACGCCCGAGGACUGGUCGCACCGUCGAAGCGCGGCUGCCAAUCAAACACAACGCCCGACUAUGGGAGAGAGGGACAAGAUAGAGACAGAAGAGCAGGACACUGAGGAAGUGGACCCACAGUUUUAUGUGACAGUGACGAUCUCAUCUCUGCUGAUUCUCUCUGCGGUCAUCAUCUCGGCUAAACUCUGUUACGACCGCAGUCUCUCCCAGCGCCCUCCGCCUCUCUCCCUCGCCAUCCCUCGCUCCAUAGCUCAGGAGGACAGCAGGCAGACUCUGCACAGCACUCCAUCCUUCCCCGACAGAGAGAGGAUACCAGUGGUCAAUCUUUGAAGAGCUGACUGUUCCGAGCACGAUAAUCAAAUCCCGCGGGCGCGACACAGACUUUGGUGUGGCCGUUGGUGAGAACACGUGGGCAGGCCAUGCGAAUGUACAUAACAUGUAGAUAGACACAUGGAUGAAUGCAUCUGUUUGGACACUCUGAUGGAGACCGUGAGGUUUUGUGGUCCAGUGGCUCCUCGUUUCUGGCUGUACCUCUUUCUUCCAGUGCCGUUUGUACAGUAUUAUUCUCAUUAGCUCAACGCAGCCAUUCACAAGGGCUCCGGGAAUGCUAUGUCCUCUACCAUAAAAACAAUCAUUAGCUUCUGAUCCUGGAAUAAGCUGUGAUGUAUGUAGUCAUUAAUUUAGUAACCGGCGUGACAUGCUUGCAGUAGCCUCUCUCACACGCAUACAAAGGUUACAGCCGCCUACCGCUGCCUUUAUCGCACUUGGUGUAGCAUUUAUUUGAGCUUAAUGAAUGACUGCAGUUAUUUUGAAGAGUUAAAUAUAAUUCCCAUCAUUUGUUUAUAGUGUUUUGUUUCAUAUGGCUCCAUGGCAACAGCGGACUGCAAUGACGUCAGCUGAUAUCUGGAAACACCUCUGCAGUGUUACCUUAUAAUUUACACUAAUUAUCAGAUGGACGUUUCGUAAAUCUGACUCAACAUCUGUUGAGGUGUUCGUGAAACCUACGUAAUUCUAUUCCGAGCGUGGUGUUAUGCUUCUUAUUAGCUUUAUACUUCUAAAUCAUGGCCAUAUAGCUCUUCUCGGGAGCCUUUUUUUGGUUAGCGGAGAGCUAGCACUCACCACAUGUGACUGGCGUGUGUGCGUGCGUGUUGUUUUCAUGUUAAGUUUAUGAAAAGCACAAUUAAGGACAUGUAUGAAGACGUGGUUAAAAAUAAGCUAGGCGCUUCCAUAGCAUUUAGUUUGAAAAAAAAAGAAGCAAUUAAAAAACACUGCACACAAGUUUGUUUGAUGUAUCGCUACGCUAACAACUCGUGGCUAGCGAGGCAGCUUGGGGUUUCUUGUUUAUGAAACGCAACUAUCAGGAGGGUUUGGGGGUUUUAGACAAAUCUGUCCUGAAGUCAGUGUUGCUACCAGUUUUACUUCUGUAUUUUCACUAAUUUGAUAAUGGAAGUGGUUAUUCAAUAGGAAAAAUUUAAGGAAGGACGUUUUAAAGGACGAGGACUAAAUGCAAAUGUGCAAAAUCAGUGUGUGGAUAGCUAAUUGGCUAAUCAGUGGUGAACGUUAUCCAAUAAAUAUCGCAACAGUGCACGCCCACUUUAUAAGUGGGCUUCGUUUUAAAGUAUUUUUCCCAUUCUUUUUUCCCAAUGAGAUUUCCCAACAUUACAAACUUUUAUUUGAAGCAAAAAAAAGUAUUUGAAAACCAGACGAAAACGCAAGACUAUACUUUUAUUAUGCAAUGCGAAUGAAACAAUUAUAAAUAACGCAUAUACAAAACCAUUGAUUUAAAGAUGUUGAUUAUAUACAGAAGUGAUAUUGUAUCGCAAAAUAUGCAUAUUACACAGAUAUUUAAGUCAUUUGAGAGUUUAGGGAGAGUGACUCUAAUUCAUUUUUGGCAGUGCUUCAUGGUAAUGUGCAGGUGGUGAAGUGUUCUUCUGGCACUAUUUGCUCAUCACGAUUCUCUGAUUAUUGGAUAUUUCUCUGUAAGAAUCAUGAGUAAUUUCGAUUUCACCAAAAAACAAGUCUCAAUAAUGCAAGGUUGAGUGCUUCAGCAGAAAUCUAUAACAACCUCGUAGCUCACAGUAGGUCUGUCCUUGAUAGUAUAUAAAGUUAGCAUUAAAAACCUGUUCCCUUAUGGAGAAAUUGAAUGGGAUUUUGACCGACACUGCUUUCUACAGCCUGUGUGGUGUUGUUUCAGAGGAAGAGCAAGUUCGUAUAUUUGAUUUACAUUUCAUUUUAAAGCCCUUUGUUUUGUUUUUUUUGUAAAAACAAUUAUUCACCAUAUGUACAUUUAUUGAGAUGGUCGGUUUAACAUAUUGAUACAUUGUCAUUUUAAACUUGAAGCUGAUUUUUUCCACGAAAAUCAUAAUCAUUCCCUCUUAAAUAAUUAUGUAACUCAUGAAAAAAAAACAACAACAUAUAUAUAUAUAUAUAUAUAUAUAUAAAGUGAGCGGAAAAUGAAACUAAUGUGUUCAUGGGCACAUCAGAUCGAAUUCUCUUGUAAUUUUUCACAUCAUGCACAAGAAGCUACACCAUGUGAGAUAUGUUUAGAGGUUUCACAUCAUUUAUGUAGCACUGCCUUAAAUAUGUGAUUUAAUGUACUAUGAAGUCAAUAAAAAGCCAUCUCUGGCGUUUUAAAGCGCG
Messenger RNA from Puntigrus tetrazona (Sumatra barb), 2996 nucleotides. It is a transcript of the gene pianp, whose product is annotated as PILR alpha associated neural protein. NCBI's taxonomy places the organism in Eukaryota, Metazoa, Chordata, Actinopteri, Cypriniformes, Cyprinidae. Gene Ontology annotation, biological process: regulation of immune response. Gene Ontology annotation, cellular component: membrane. The record is from RefSeq and is a predicted model, not a curated record. The transcript is spliced from 6 exons. The coding region runs from base 138 to 686 and encodes 182 amino acids.